UUUUUCAGAUCGUUUAUGUAUGACGAAGGUAAGCCCAAAUUGAACUGAGCGGGUUUCUUCGCCGUUUCUCUGAAGUGUCUCGAUUUGCGGAGGGGGCGUAAUUUUAUGAAUGGGGCGGAGAAGGGUGGAAAAUGGUGAAGUAUUGAAUCGAGUGGGUCGGGAGGAGCGCGCGCGCCACUCUUCUCGCCCCACCAUUUUCCGUACACCACCGCCCCCUCGGGCCACGGGGUCUUCACCAAGUUUAUGUACAGUGGGAUUUAAUUGUGGUAAAGAUGGACGUGACCGGAGGAGCGUACGGGGCUGGAAAGGCUGGCGCCCCCUUCGACCCGAUCCUGUUCGCUAAGAGGCACCAAGUUAUUGUUAAAGCUGUCUGCCUCCUCUUUGGAAUAAUUGUUUUUGGAUGCAUCUCAUCUGGUGGUUGGUACUAUUCAAACGUCGAUAAAAAAGAAAUUUGUUUAUACAACAAAAAAGCCUCACCUUGUCAUUAUGGAGAAUCGAUCGCCCUUCUAGCGACCUUCUCUGCUAUUGGUUUCCUUGUUGGUGAAUAUCUUUUUGGACAAUUUUCUUCUGUGAAGACAAGGAAGCACUAUGUAUUGUUAGAUCUUGGGUUGUCAGCUUUCUGGGCCUUUAUGUUUUUUGUUGGUUUUUGCUACUUGGCAAACCAAUGGAGUAACAUGGAACUUGAUGAGGAGAUGGACAAUAAUGCUAGUACAUCACAAGUCUCUGCAGCCAUUGUGUUCUCAUUUUUCUCUGUAUUUUCUUGGGCUGGAUCGACAUGGUUUGCAUAUCAACGAUAUCUUCAAGGGAACAAUGCAAUGUUUGCUUCAAACUUUGAAGAAGGACAGAUGGGAGGAGCAGCAGCAUAUUCUUCAUACUCACAAGAUGACCAACCUUACCAAGAUCCACCUUUCUCGAAUCAAGAUGAAGGAGGAGGUGAGUAUCCAGCACCAACAUACUAAAUGCAAAGAACAGUUAACAAUCGCCAAAACUAUAAUAUUUAGCUAAGGAGCAGCUAACUGGAAAGGAGAAAGAAAGUUCAGGCAAAGUCCAAGUUGUUACAACGGUUCCCUUUCCCUCCUUGUAAAUUAAACAUUAAAUAAUUGUUAAAGUUCACAAGGCAAAUUGACUAAUAAAAAAUGACGUAAUAAGUUGAUUUAACAUUUAGUAAUAUAUAAGUUUAUUUAGGCAGUUACAGAUUCAUGAAAAAUAAACCCUCUAUUGUAAUUUAUACUUUUCUUUGUAUUAAGCAAAUAAACAUAAAAACCUUAAAUAUGUUGUUAACUUGUUUCUAGGCACUAUUUGAUAUGCGUAUAAAGAUAUUUGUAUUAUGAAUGUAAGGGCUAUGCCUGAAAUAAAUAGAUUGAUUAGUGUAUUGUGAUAUUUGUGUAAAAAAAAUUGUUCUGUUAAAAUUUAAACAUUUUAUUUUUUAAAUAAACACUAUUUGUAAAUUUGUAAUGUUCGAUUGUAUAUUUUUCUAAAUAUACACAGUCAUUAUUUAUUAGGCCAUAUUUACAAUUGAAUACAAUGUGAAAAAUAUACUGUAUUGAUAUUAUAGACAUGGACUUUAUUUAUAGCAAAAGGGCUCACUAUUAAGAUAUUAUUAGUAUAAAUAAUAUAUGUUUAAGUGAUAAACCAGUUAGUUUUAACACAAUCAGAUUUACCAACAUAUGUUAGCACAAUCAGAUAUACAAAGUUAAGAUUUCGAUCUCUAAAUUAAUUAUGUAGUAACAUUUCACAGAUGUAGUUCACGUUGACUGUGUUUAUUGCUAUAUUAAACAAUUUAUUAAUUUCAGGAAGCCCAAUCGUAAAACAAAAGAGUAGUGUAAAAAUAGAAAGUGACAAUAUUGCAAAUUGGUGAAAAUGUAAAAUGUAUAAAUAUAAAUAUAUUUUGUUUGCUAAGUAGAAUAUAGCUGAAUUGUUUACAAAUUAAGAGAGGAUACAAAAUACGAAAAAAGUUUUGAGUCAAAAUUGGUGUAAAAAAAACUUUUUUAGUAUGUUUUGUUAAUAAACAAUUGUUGUGAUGAAUGAUCAUUACAAAAGUUAGAAUCUGUUACACUUGUUAACACAUUACUAAAGGUAUAUAUUAUAUCUUAGCAUUUAACGUACAAUUGUGUAUUUAAUGCAAAAUAUGAGGCAUAACGCCAAUUUGUGGAGUUUGUGCAGAUAUUCUGUACAAUAGGUCAGGUAUUUUUGUUAAAAGUUUAUGCAUGAUGAAAGAAAUUGAUUCAAAUAAAAAAUAAAAACGAUAUUAACUAAAUGUCAUGUUUUGAGUACUGUGGUAUGCUAUGUUCAAAAUGGAAUUUCAUCUACAAGAAUUGAUUAAACAAUCAUUGUAUGAAGCUUGUUAUAAUAAAAAAAAACUUUUUUUAAAA
Messenger RNA from Cimex lectularius (bed bug), 2372 nucleotides. It is a transcript of the gene Syngr, whose product is annotated as synaptogyrin. Lineage: Eukaryota; Metazoa; Arthropoda; Insecta; Hemiptera; Cimicidae. The record is from RefSeq and is a predicted model, not a curated record. The coding region runs from base 273 to 959 and encodes 228 amino acids. Gene Ontology annotation, cellular component: synaptic vesicle membrane; neuromuscular junction. The transcript has 5 exons.